Molecule: messenger RNA, 882 nt
Organism: Cercopithifilaria johnstoni
Lineage: Eukaryota; Metazoa; Nematoda; Chromadorea; Rhabditida; Onchocercidae
Source: the annotation of a GenBank genome assembly
AUGACAGUUUUCACUGAUGCUCAUCAUCAACUUGGAAUUCGUAUAACUGCAUUGAAUGGUAAAAAGAUAGAGAAGUGUAUAUCAAAAGAAGCAUAUUUCCGCAGAGAGAAUAACUAUUUGAUAAUUUUGAGCCUAGGUGUUGAGUGCGAUAAACAAUUGAUGGACAUUGUUCAAUAUGCUAAAACGAUCCCAGAAGAACUGGAUGUACAUGUCAUCAAUGCUGCUGAAGAUUAUGAGAAAGAAAUACUUCGAAUGCCUUAUGAAUUGUGUGAAGUAAGUAUUGCUGACGAUGUAAAUGAAGAAACUGUGAAAUGGCUUUUAAUCGAUUGUAAUGAAAGCAAAAAGAAGGAUAGUACGAAAUCAAGGAUCAAAUGGCUUAUUAUAUCAAUCGUUACAACGGUCACUGUUAGUAUAAUGGUCACAGUCGGAUUAUAUUACUAUCGUAUAAAGGAAAAAAAGCGAAUUAAGCAAAAACACGAAGAGCAAAAGCAACGACAACAGCAACUACAACUACAACAAUACCGCCAGCAGAUGUCUCAAAAAACAUCAUCCAAAAGACUGAAUAAAAUGACGGACUAUAAAACUCCAGCAAGUGCACGAAUCACUCAUAUAACAAAUUCUUCUGAUUCCAAAUUAACCCAAAAUGAGGAGAAAAAAGAGGCAAAGAUAGAAAUAAAGCAAAAUGAAUUAGAGGAAAUUCAUAAACGUAUCAAUCAACAAGCUGACAAAGAAUUUCAACAAGAAAAAGAAGAAUUGAUAGCAUUUUAUAAACAAGUACGGCAGUAUUUCCCUGAAAAAACGGAAAAAACACAACAACAAUCCGAAGAGAAGCAGGCAUCUGAAGAAAUCGAUUCGAACUCUUUAAAUAGCAAUAUGAGCUGA